GGGGAGUUUUUUCUAUUGGGGCUUGUAGUUUGUGUGGAGAUAUUUGGUUCUGUGAAUUUUGUGUUUUCGUUUGUGCCUUAGUUUGUAAUUUAGAUUAAUAAAUGUCUGGGUUUGUUUUUAGAUCAGUUUCUGUCUGUUUUUGGUGCAUCUGGACUUGGUUUGUUGCGGCCAGUCGAGCCGGCCGUAACACGUGGAAGAUCCAAUCUUUAGGAGACUCCCUUCGAAGCCUGGAUGCGGCGGUCCAUGCAGUACCUCGGCGAGUGCGAGCACUUCCUGGCCACGGGCUCCGAGCGGCGUGCGUUCCCUCCACCCCCUCCCAUGCCGCCGGUGCCCACGCCCGUCUGGCUGCUCAGCGUGUACUGCUUUGACGUUUGGUCGCGGCUGGACAAGGUGAAGGCCAGGGUCACCUCCACAUUCGGAUCCAUUUUGAAAAUGGAUUCGACAAAGAAGAAGCUCACUAGUGUCGCUGCAGACACGGCGGCCUAGGCAACGAGCGUCGGAAACAAGUUCGGGCAGGUCCUCAUUACGGUGCUGACCGUUUCCGAAGGCGAGGGCCUGCUGCCCAUGGCUGCCAGCUUAAUGCAGCAAUACCGAGUCGCCGGGGUGGCACCCCCCCAGCUCAUCUACGUGGACCGGGACUGCUGCUCUACAUUUGGCGGAUCGAAGACGGCUGCCGUGUUCCAUGAAUGGGACAAGCUGGUGGUCAGACUGGACGUGUGGCACCUCAUGCGUCGCUUCGCUGCGGGUGUCACCACAGAAAGCCACCAGCUGUACGGAACAUUCAUGCGGCAGCUGUCUGCGUCCUUCUUUGAGUGGGACGAAGAGGACGUCCGCCUUCUGAGAGAGGCAAAGCGGUCGGAGCUGGAGGAGAAGCGCAGGAUGGUCGGCCUGACGAACACUGAGGUCUCGAUGUUGCUCACCAAGAAGGAGCUCGCGCUCCACUGCCGUCGCCGCACGCGUGGAGCUGAGGAGACGGAGCGCCUCGUCGACGAGCUCAUUGAGACCAUGGACAGCGAGAAGGGACACGACACCCUGGGCAUCCCGCUGCUGGACCACGACCGCAUCCAGGCGAUCUGGGCGGAGCAGAAGCGCCACCUCCGCUGCAUACAGGACCCACCAGGUGUGAGCCUGUACACUCAGACCGGUCAGCUGACAAAGGGAGAUGUCAAGCUGCCGGUCUUUCGCUGCGCGCGCGGUUCAACAUCGCUGGAGUCAUUCCACCUCCACCUCAACCGGUUCAUCCCAGGUAUGCAAAUCACCUGUUCGCCUGCCGUCGUAAAAUGGUUGGCGAGCAAAACGGUUGAGAUAAAUUUACAUCUUCACUAA
Molecule: messenger RNA, 1326 nt
Organism: Anguilla rostrata (American eel)
Lineage: Eukaryota; Metazoa; Chordata; Actinopteri; Anguilliformes; Anguillidae
Exons: 3
Coding region: 565-1326 (253 amino acids)
Source: RefSeq, a predicted model, not a curated record